This is a messenger RNA of Drosophila grimshawi, 4122 nucleotides long. RefSeq names its product anoctamin-1 (gene subdued). Gene Ontology annotation, molecular function: protein dimerization activity; chloride channel activity. The coding region runs from base 171 to 3452 and encodes 1093 amino acids. Gene Ontology annotation, biological process: chloride transmembrane transport. The record is from RefSeq and is a predicted model, not a curated record. The transcript has 15 exons. NCBI's taxonomy places the organism in Eukaryota, Metazoa, Arthropoda, Insecta, Diptera, Drosophilidae. Gene Ontology annotation, cellular component: plasma membrane.
AUGAAUUACAGUGAUAAGAGUCGCAAUUGCUAAGUCCAAUCAUAUCUGAUGCUCGCGUUGACCGCUAGCUGACCAGCCUAACACAUAUACCCACACAUACAGACACACACAUAGAUGACGAGCGAGAAAUUCGCACAGUUUACCAAAAAUUAAAACACGUCUAAAGCUAAAUGCUAAAUUUAGAUAAUAGCGGCUAUGCUGCUGAUGCGCUGGAAAUGGAGACAGCGAAAUCAUCAGCAUCAACCCAGAUGCUGCCUGCCUCCGACGAGGUUUCCUCAAGGCUGUCGAGCGAAGAGCAACCAGCUGCUCAGUUUGAGAAACCCUAUUCGGCUCCAUUGGCGCCUUACAAUGAGGAAUUGUUGCAGCGAGUUGGCCUCGGAGACAGACUGGUGCCUAAAGGUAGCAUCUGGGGCGGCGAAAGAGAUGCCUCUCGGCGACUUGUGCGGCUCGAGCGAGGAGACUAUGGCGACGAUAAGUCUAAUAUCAGAAACUCAUCGUCGUACGAAGCAAUCAACAUGCACGAGAAGCGCGCUAGAUUCGCUGAGAGCGAGUCAUCCACAUUUCAACUGCCAGACGCACCCGAACAGCAACUGUCGAACGGCAAGUCCAGCCAGCAUAGGGCGAACAGCUUCAGCCACUCCACACCUCUACUGCCAAUGACUGAACCCACUCUGGACACCAAUAGCUACGAUGAGCGCGAGUGCAGCUGCCCACGGGAAUUUUACCAAAGAGCCGAGCUCAACACUUCAUUGUUCUUUGCAGACUGCAAACGAUCGAUUGAUUUUGUUUUGGCCUACAAGAUCAAUUCACACGCACCCACGGAGGUGGAGUAUGCGGAUAAGCGACGCAUAUUUGAGGAGAGACUUAUAAAACAGGGACUCGAGGUGGAGAUCAGUCACUUGGAUCAAAUCUAUUUUGUCAAAUUGCAUGCUCCUCUGGAGGUGUUGCGUCGCUAUGCGGAGAUACUUAAGCUGCGUAUGCCCAUGAAGGAGUUCUUAUCUAAUUUGAGUGUAAAUGAAAGGUCAAAUCGUCUACAAUAUGCGGCGCAGUGUUUGUCAAAGAUACCCGGCUUAUCUGUGGUAAAAACUUCAACAAAAAGUGUAUUUUCUAGUCUCAAAACAGUCUGGCAAUUCUUUCUGCGUAAUAUUUAUGUUGACGAGAAUUUGUUCCCGAAACGUGCCCAUCGAUUUACGGCCAUCUACAGCCGUGACAAGGAAUAUCUAUUCGACAUACGUCAGGACUGCUUUUUUACGACCGCAGUGCGUUCUCGUAUUGUGGAAUUCAUUUUGGAUCGCCAGCGCUUUCCUGCCAAGCGAGACAGUGAAAUGGCCUUUGGCAUCGAACGCUUGAUAGCCAUGGGUGUCUAUUGUGCCGCCUAUCCGUUGCAUGAUGGCGACAUUAUGGAGGUGGGCACAAUGCGUGAACUGCUCUACACAAACUGGGCGUCGGUGAAGAAAUGGUAUCGCUAUCAGCCACUGGAUGAUAUUAAGGAGUACUUUGGCGUCAAGAUUGGACUCUACUUUGCCUGGCUGGGCUACUACACGUACAUGCUGUUGCUGGCCUCCAUAGUUGGUCUUGCUUGUUUUCUUUACUCCUGGAUUUCCCUUAAGAAUUAUGUGCCUGUUAAAGAUAUUUGUUUGCGAUCAAACGUCAAUAUCACAAUGUGUCCGCUGUGCGAGUGGUGUGAAUUCUGGGAUCUGAAAGAGACCUGCAACUACGCAAAGAUAACAUAUCUUAUUGACAAUCCGAGUACCGUAUUCUUUGCCGUUUUCAUGUCCUUUUGGGCGACACUUUUUCUGGAGCUUUGGAAACGCUAUUCAGCUGAAAUUACGCAUCGAUGGGAUUUAACCGGUUUCGAUGUGCACGAAGAGCAUCCAAGGCCGCAGUAUUUGGCGCGUCUGAAGAACAUUAAACCAACACGGACCGACUACGUCACCAAUAUAAAAGAGCCGACGGUGCCAUUUUGGCGAAUGAAGUUGCCAGCAACCGUGUUCAGUUUCUCCGUGGUGCUGCUACUGAUUGCCUCGGCAUUUGUUGCUCUCGUCGCCGUUGUCGUUUAUCGCAUGUCCCUGGUGGCCACCCUAAACAAUGACCGGAGCGGAAUGACCACAUCGAAAGCGAUUGUUGUGGCGACUUCAGCGGCGGCAUUUGUCAAUCUCUGCUUGCUUUAUGUUCUCAACUAUUUAUAUAGUCACUUGGCCGAGUAUCUGACUGAACUCGAAAUGUGGCGCACUCAAACACAAUUUGACGAUUCGCUGACGUUGAAGAUUUACUUGUUGCAAUUCGUAAAUUAUUAUGCGUCCAUAUUUUAUAUAGCAUUCUUUAAGGGCAAAUAUAUUGGCCAUCCGGGUCAGUACAUAAAGGUAUUUCAGUACCGGCAGGAAGAGUGCUCCUCGGGUGGCUGUCUGACAGAGCUGUGCAUACAGCUGGCUAUUAUAAUGAUAGGCAAGCAGGCAUUUAAUACCAUACUGGAGGUAUGCUUGCCUAUGUUUUGGCGCCGGGUGCUGGUCAUUAAAGUAGGCCUCAAGAAACUCAUUGGAAACGCGGUUAAGCCUAACAAGGGCAAAGAUGAGCGCUGGAUGCGUGAUUUCAAAUUGCUGGACUGGGGCGCACGUAGCCUGUUUCCGGAGUAUCUGGAAAUGGUAUUGCAAUAUGGUUUUGUUACCAUUUUUGUGGCUGCCUUUCCGCUUGCUCCAUUCUUUGCGCUACUCAAUAACAUACUCGAAAUGCGCUUGGAUGCCAAGAAGCUACUGACGCAUCACAAGAGGGCGGUUUCACAGCGUGUACGGGAUAUUGGUGUCUGGUAUCGCAUACUGGACUGCAUUGGCAAGCUAAGUGUCAUCACGAAUGGAUUUAUCAUUGCGUUCACUUCGGAUAUGAUACCUCGUUGGGUAUAUAGGUAUAAGUCAGAAAAUGGGAGCUUGGAUGGCUACUUGGACUUUACAUUGUCCGAAUUUAAAAUCUCUGAUUCCGCAGAGCUUCGCAGACUGGCUAGUGAUUCUUCCAAUAUAACCACGUGCAAGUACACGGACUUUCGGGAGCCGCCUAAUUCACCAAACCAGUAUACCUAUUCGGACAUGUACUUUAUUAUUUUGGCUUGUCGUUUGGCCUUCGUAGUCGUUUUUGAAAACUUUGUGGCCCUUGUAAUGAUAUUUGUGCGCUGGUGCAUUCCCGACAUGAGCGUAGAGCUGCGGGAUCAAAUAAGACGGGAAAUCUACAUCACGAAUGAAAUUAUCAUUAAUCAAGAAGCGCAACGCGCUCGUUUUGAACGCUCUAGGCGAAUGUCGAUGUCACGAAAUCCAAGCGUAGAUGAUGUGGAUGCUGCCUCUGUGACUGAACCCAAUUUAAAGUUAAUACAAAUGGAAAAACUACUCACCGCAAAUGAAAUUGAAAUGGACUCAAUUAUACAUGGAGAAAAUUCGACCACAGGCAUCUCUGGUGCAGACUGUUAGAAACAACUUUGAAAAUCGAAUGCACAGUGAUCUGCACAAAUUUGCAUAUUUAUUUAUAUUUGAUUUUUAGUUUAGGUUGUAAAAGUGCUUCAUUGUGUUAUAUAAGUUCCUUUGCAGAAACUUAAUUAGUGAUAUAAAUUUUUGAAAUACGUAUGUGCAAAUGCUUGCAAUAUGGUUAAAAAGCUUUACUCAUUCAACCACUAGAAUUUGUUUAUAACAAUCGUGAAUGUGAUACAAAUGCACUACUAAAAUACCUAUUGGUACCUAUUGGGUACUUGUGCAAUGUCUCAGUGUAGAUAAAAUUAAAUCUCAAAUAGUUAAGCCCAUUAAGUGCCAAACUAAAUAUUGCACAAAAUAUUUUCGUUAUUGAUAUUAAAAUUAAAAAGCAUUAGCUUUUCAAUUUGUCAACGACAAAGAAUUACCACAGAAGAAAUUAAUUCUUUGUAAAUGGCGUUAUUGUUAAAAUCAUUUUUGUUUUUAGUUUGCAAUGUACUUAGAGUGCACAUACAAAAAUUUCAUACUUCCUUAAAUCUCAUCAAUUUUUACUAAAUCUCAGGCUCUCUCGAACACCCAUUGAAAUCUCAUCUAAACAAGCAUAAACUAUAAAAAAAUGUGAAUAUAUUUAGAUGAAGUAGUUAUAUUAAAAAAAAUUUAGUAGACAUAUAUUAUC